Messenger RNA from Amoebophrya sp. A25, 1745 nucleotides. Lineage: Eukaryota; Dinophyceae; Syndiniales; Amoebophryaceae. The record is from the annotation of a GenBank genome assembly.
GUUUGACUGCAGCAGCGACUCCUGCGCAGCUGCUCGAUUUAGAAAAUAGCCAGAUGCUUUAGUCAGGCAUCGUCGAGGAUGAAGAUAGUGUGUAGCUGUGUGAUGAAAUAAAUGCUGCAACUUUUAAUGAUAUUAGUAAUGCGCGUUUUAUCGCUUCAAGAACUCUACAAUCGACCACAAAGAAGAUGCCUUCCGCAGAAGCUAUGUCCUCUCCAGGCAACGACUUCGAUGCCUGGCUUCGGCUUUUCGCCGACGUGCUCGGCGUCGCACUACCGGUUUCAAUUUUUCUAUCGCCAAUGCCACUCUUUCUUCGCGCUCUUGGGGUCGGUUCGCCAGUUUCGAGAUCCGGUGGAGGAGCAGGAAGUCAGGGAGGACUGAAAAACAACGUCACCGCCCCACCAACUACUGCGACAAGAGAUUUUCUCGACAUGCCACCUUUAGCUUUCACUGCCCAACUGGCACAGUGUUCCCUUUGGCUCGUUUACGCUUUCUUGAAGGACAUUCCCUUUCUCGUCAUCGCCAAUGUGGUUGGAGUCACGACAGCUGUAGUUUACGUCUUGAUGUACCCUGUUGCAAUAGGAGCAAGUACCAGUUCUAGAGGUAGCAGUGGUGGAAGCACUAGUAUAGGAGGCGACGCAUCUUCCCCUAUGUCCCAGUUCGAAACUAUGUCUCGCAGGCCGUUGACAGAAGAGCGUGCUGACACUGCAUUGUACACUACAUCAGCAGGAUCAGCAAUCGGUAAUAGUACAACUAGUACAGGAGCUGGAGGUGACGCAACAAGCACUACAGGAACAAGCACUACAACGGUCUCGAACAUCAACGGGGUCAUCCUCGAGCAGGAUGCAAAGCAAAAGAGUACGUCGACCAUGUCUACCGCGAAGCGCAACCAAUACCUAGCACAAUACAAAGUCCAGCUUUCCGUGACGAUUUUUCUUGGAGUUUUGGCUUCGAUUCUGAUGUUCGCAAGACCUGAAGUGACCUUUUUGAACAUUCAGCAAAGCUCCUGGCUAGGCGCAACCGACAAAGACUCUGGUCUCGCAGGAUAUUUGGCGAUGACCGUAGGAACGGUGCUACUGAUUCAUCCGGUGUUUACGAUGCUAGAGGUUUUGCGGACAGGCAAUGUCGGUCUGAUGGGGUCUUUGUUGAUGAACUUCGUGUACACAGCAUGCAAUUUGGUGUUGCUAGUUCAAGGUCUCUUCUUCAUCAAUAAUGCGGCACUAGCGAUUCAAUCAGCGGUCGGGUUAGGCGCGAAUGCGGCGGCAUUGGUCGUGCGCAAAAUCGUGGGGGAUCGGAAGGGUUGAUGAGACAAUCUACGACAAGUUUUUACAUCAUCUGUUGACAUCUUCAUGUUCCUGGUUUGCUUUUUUAACACUUUUGGCACGAUUUUUCUUUCACCAUACAUGUACAUGCAAGGUCAGAUACAGUGCUCCCUUCAGCAGGAGGAGCAAGAAGCGGUGCGCUGAUUUUUAUGAUUGAAUGAGGCGGACCCGGACAUAUGACAGUGCAGUAGCAAUGAGCACCUCGCAGUAUGAAGCAGAAUCAAGUGUGCAGAAGUGUCAAAAUGUAUGAUUCUGAAUUCAAAAAGAAACUAUUGAUUCGUUUAAUCCACAUAGACAUGAUAAUGAUUAAUUUUUCGAGCACGGAACUGAAAGUGUGUGUGUGGGGACGGAAGCUGCUGCUUGUACUGAGCGCGAAUGCUGUUCCUCUGUAGCAUGAUAGCGCAUCUGCGAGGUCAACUAAUCAGC